Molecule: messenger RNA, 1907 nt
Organism: Linum trigynum
Lineage: Eukaryota; Viridiplantae; Streptophyta; Magnoliopsida; Malpighiales; Linaceae
Source: the annotation of a GenBank genome assembly
GCGUGGGAUCGAUAAUGAAUUGAGAAAGAAGACUAAAAAAAGGAUUUAGCUCCAAUUGGGGAUAGUUUACUAGCCAAAAGUAAAUAUAUGGUAACAAUCCUACUGUUCUAGUUCUUCAGUCUUCACCAUUAGUCCCCUAAUUGUGAGCAGACUUGGGCAUAGUUUACUUUUGCAGCGUCUAAAACAGUUAAGAAGUGGGUCCCUAUGACAAGUUGCAGCCAAUCCAUAAUAAUAGUCAGUUUAAGCAAAGCAACCAUGGAAUUUUGCUGUCGCCAGUCAUUUUCUUAACCAGCCAGCCAGCUGCUGCAUUCUCAGGCUCACUUGUGUUCAUUAUUACCGUUCAGAAGACAUCACAACAAAAUGCUAUCACUAUCUCCCUAUCCCAGUCUAUUAUUUACCUCCUGACUGAACAAUUAAGAAAAGGAAAGAAACAACCGUCUCCUAGUUUAGUCUCCUAAUAACAGCAUACAAACUAACAGUGAUCCUUAAUCAAAUUGAAGAUGUAUGCAAAGGGAAGAAUCGAUCAGAAAAACUUACCCUUUUGGUGGCAGCAAGAGAACUGGAUGCUGCUGAUUGUAUUGCACCAAAAACAAACCAUGUAAAUGCGAAAGUCAUUAUUGCAGUAGUAGACAAUCCAUGGAAGGGGUUUUUGGCCUUAGUUGAUGGCUCCAAUGACUCGCCAUCAGAUAUACAACGUUCAUCAUCACUUCAGGACUUUUUGCGCUUCUUCAGUUCCUUCAAAUUCUUCAUAAGAGAGUUUCUUUCUUUCUCUUUGGCAUCACGAGUCCCCAACUGCAAUCAUUGCCCUGGACAAACAAGGAAGGAGCUCUCCCUCUCCUUCUCUAUCUAAUGCACACCCCAUCACCCCACUACUAUAUAGCUAAUCAAUGCACUCACAACCUAUUCUUCGUUCAUCCGAGUAGUUAUAGCCAUUCUGCAGAUCCCUUACCUAAAACCCAAUUUCCUCCCAUUUCUCCAACAUUUGUAGAGAGGAAUCAUGUGCAUCAUGAGAGAAGAAAGGUCCCCUUCUCCUAUGGAGGUUUCAAAAAGAAGGCAUCAACCCAAGAAACCUAAACUUCAAGUCAUUGGGCUCACCAGAAACAGGAGAAGGAGUGGUGAGGGAUACAAGGACAUGGAGCUGAAGAACGUGAAACUAUAUUUGCAGAAUCGAACCAUCUUCGAAGAGAAUGAGAAGCUGAGGCAGAAAGCUUACCUUCUCCACAGGGAGAAUCUAGCUCUGACGAGGGAGCUCCAAAACAAGUUUCCUCAUUUGGAUCACUGCUCCACGACUCUUGUACAGAAACAAUAGUUACUGCCAAGAAAAAGGAACUGCCUUUCUACCAAUCCCUUUUCACUAGCUCUAGCUUCUAUGUAUUAUGAAUCAUCAGAAGUAUUAGUUUUGAUGAUUAUACAUAGCAUUCAUGUUUAUGCCUGCUCUGCUAGAGAAGUAAUGAAGUGCAUGCAAGUCUUCAGGUUAACUUGUUGUGUUGAUGGUCUAUAAGGAGGCUACACCAACUCAGCAAUCUAAUGUCUCGUAUAUGCUUUGAUCAGUUUUAUCAAAAGAAAAGGUGAUCUUUCCAUCCUAUCUACUAUUAGUACCUAAUGUUCAAACAUUACGGAAACUAUUAGUUCAAUGUACUGCAAUAAUCAUGCCUACCCUACAUAACUCCAACAAGACACAUGUAUUUCUCAACCAUGAACUGUAUCAGCAUGCAAAGGCUUAUUAAAAUGGCUGUCAGGAGAGUUAACUUGACAUUAUCUAGCCGGGAGAUGGAUAACUAACCCUGGAGGUAAUAGUCAAACUACUACUUCCACAUUUCUGAAAUGUCAAAUGGUUCGUUGAUUGCAUGUUGAAACAAACAGCUGUCUAAACAGCUCAAAUGUUAAAAUGAAGUUGUGAAGGUAAC